Molecule: messenger RNA, 4135 nt
Organism: Pantherophis guttatus
Lineage: Eukaryota; Metazoa; Chordata; Lepidosauria; Squamata; Colubridae
Gene: AMFR
Product: autocrine motility factor receptor
Biological process (GO): ubiquitin-dependent protein catabolic process; endoplasmic reticulum unfolded protein response; protein K48-linked ubiquitination
Cellular component (GO): ubiquitin ligase complex; cytosol; endoplasmic reticulum
Molecular function (GO): ubiquitin binding; ubiquitin protein ligase activity
Source: RefSeq, a predicted model, not a curated record
CCCUUGCCCGCCCGGUCCCGGCCGAGAGGGCCCCGCGGGCGGGGAGCCAAGCCGUCCCGGCUCCUCCUCCUCCUCCUCCUUCUCCACCUCCCCUUCCCGGCUAGGCAGGCAGGCAGCGCAGCCCGUCUCGGCCCUGCCCUGCCCUGCUCCGGUGCGAGCGAGCGAGCGAGCGAAGCGGCGGUUGCCGGGAGACCCUCGGAGCGCGGACCCUCGGAGCGAGCGAGCCCCCCGCCAUGCCGCUGCUCUUCCUGGAGCGCUUCCCCUGGCCCAGCCUGCGCGUCUACGCGGCGCUCAGCGCCCUGGCCCUGCUGGGCUGCCUGCUCAGCGCCCACAGCGCCCUCCGCCAGGCCGAGACCCCCGAGCCCGGCCCCGGCCCGCCCGAAGGGGGACAAGCGGCCCUCGAGCCUCCCCCGCCGCCGCCGCCUCCGCCGCUGUCGUUGCCGCCGGGCCACGGCCCCGCCGCGCUGGACCUCGCCUACUACCUGCUCUCCGACGGCCUCUGCGUCUGGGUGUUGGUGAAUACAGCCUGUUGCAUUCUGAUGCUGAUAGCAAAGCUAAUACAGACCAUAGUUUUUGGUCCCCUUCGUGUUAGUGAAAGGCAGCAUCUCAAGGAUAAGUUCUGGAACUUCAUCUUCUACAAGUUUAUUUUUAUAUUUGGGGUGUUAAAUGUCCAGACCGUGGACGAAGUGAUCAUGUGGUGCCUCUGGUUUUCUGGACUCGUCUUCUUACAUCUCAUGGUUCAGCUUUGCAAGGAUAGGUUUGAAUAUCUGUCUUUUUCACCUACCACCCCGUUAAACAGCCACAUUCGGGUCCUGACGCUGCUGGUUGUCAUGCUGCUUUCCUGCUGUGGCCUCGCAGUGGUGUGCGGCAUCAUUGGCUACGCACACGGAAUGCACACCCUAUCCUUCAUGGCGGCGGAGUCCCUGCUGGUCACCGUAAGAACCGUGCAUGUGAUUUUACGUUACAUCAUUCAUCUCUGGGAUCUGAAUCACGAAGGCACCUGGGAGAGCAAAGGCACCUAUGUUUAUUACACCGAUUUCAUCAUGGAGCUGAUGCUGCUGUCCCUGGAUUUGAUGCAUCACAUUCACAUGCUGAUUUGGAAGCUGUUUGGCAACAUUUGGCUGUCGAUGGCCAGUCUGGUGAUCUUCAUGCAGCUGCGUUACCUGUUCCAUGAAGUUCAGCGCAGGCUGCGGCGCCAUAAGAAUUACCUGCGGGUGGUUGGAAACAUGGAAGCCAGGUUUGCAGUGGCAACUCCUGAAGAAUUGGCCUCCAACAACGAUGACUGUGCCAUUUGCUGGGAUUCCAUGCAGGCUGCCCGGAAGCUCCCUUGCGGCCACCUCUUCCAUAACUCAUGCCUGCGCUCCUGGCUCGAGCAAGACACCUCCUGCCCGACCUGUAGGAUGUCACUGAAUAUUGCGGACAACCAGCAAGCUCCAGAGGAUCACCCAAGAGAGAACCUGGAUGAAAACUUGCCCCCUGUGGCAGCAGCCGAAGGAAGACCUCAUCUCAACCAGCACAAUCACUUCUUCCACUUUGAUGGGUCUCGUAUCGCUAGCUGGCUUCCGAGCUUUUCGGUCGAGGUGAUGCACACCACCAACCUCCUUGGGAUCGCUCAGGCCAGCAACUCUCAGCUCAAUGCCAUGGCCCAUCAAAUCCAGGAGAUGUUCCCCCAGGUUCCUUACCACCUCAUUCUCCAGGACCUGCAACUGACCCGCUCGGUAGAAAUAACAACGGACAAUAUUUUAGAGGGACGCAUCCAGGUGCCUUUCCCAACACAGCGUUCUGACAGUAUCCGACCAGCAUUGAACAGUCCUGUAGAAAGACAGAAUACCGAUCAAGAAGAUGCUGAGGAGGAAAUGGAGACGGAAAGGAUCCCUCUUGAACUCAGAUCAAGGCUGGAAGACACGGCGGAGUUUAAUGAAAUGAUGGAAGCAGAAGCAGCCCAGACAGAGGACUUCGAAGUGAGAGGCAGCCGCUUCUCCAAGUCGGCAGACGAGAGGCAGCGAAUGUUGGUUCAGAGGAAGGAAGACUUGUUGCAACAAGCACGCAGGCGCUACCUUAACAAAAGCUUCGAUGAUCCCACGCCGGACUUUCCCUCCCAGGCUGAAGGAGCAGCCUCCGACUCCAUCACUUUACGACGCAGGAUGUUGGCCGCCGCCGCCGAGCGAAGGUUACAGAAACAGCAUCCGUCCUAACGCUUCUGGUCCGCUGUUCCUUCCCCCCCUCCCCCCACACGUUCACCUCGAUAUCAUCCCGCAUUCUUCUCGCUGGGAUCGGAGCCCAGCGAACUCAGAAAAAGCCCACGGCUCUUAAAGGACCAGGGAUCAGGUUGGGCCGCAUCUCCGCUCUCGAGAAAAAAAAAAAAAAAAAGCAUGUGAUCGCUCCUAAGUGUUUGGACACCUGGGCACUUCGCCUUUUCUCUCGGGUUUAUUGAUAUAUAUUUUUUUUCCUCCCAGGUUGGGGUUUUCUCUCUUUUUCUUUUUCUUUUUCUUUUUUUUCAGGGGGUGCCUAAUUUCUACACCUACCCACCCCUCUUUGUGACCCAAACUUUUCAAGCUUACUGUGUGUUGCAAGAGGGGGGGAGGAGAAACGAGGGGGCUGCGUGUUUGUGGACAGUGUGAGUGACAGUCCCUUGCCGAUAAUGACUUCCCCGUGAAGGUCUUUUGAGGAGGAGUAGAAUAAGUAAGAAGUAAAGGGUUAUUUUUUAAAAAAAAGAAAUUGUCGUUCCAUCCUCCUGCUCCUCUCCUUCUUCUCCUCCUCCUCCUCCUCUUCCUCUCCUCCUUCUCAUCUCUUCUCCUUCUCUUUCUCCUCCUCCUCCUCCUCCUCUUCUCCUUCUCCUCUCCUCUUCUCCUUCUCUUUCUCCUCCUCCUCUCCUCCUCCUCCACCUCUUCUUCUCCUCCUCCUCUUCCUCUCCUCCUUCUCCUCUCUUCUCCUUCUCUUUCUCCUCCUCCUCUCCUCCUCCUCCACCUCUUCUCCUCCUCUUCCUCUCCUCCUUCUCCUCUUCUCCUUCUCUUUCUCCUCCUCCUCUCCUCUCCUCCUCCUCCUCCUCCUCCUCCUCCUCCUCCUCUUCUCCUCCUCCUCCUCUCCCUUUCCUCUCCUCCCCUUCUCCUUUUCCUCCUCCUCCUCCCCUCCUCCUCCCUUCUGUAAGCAAACAUGGCUGCUGGUUUUUUUCCCAUCCCAAACGUAUGUAGCAUCGUUUGGAUAAAAGUGACAUUUCUACAGUUUGGGGCAGGGAAGCUGUGCGUGUUAAUCUGCAGGAGUUGCAUCGGAGCAAAAGUUUUGCUGCAGUUUCCAAGCGACUCGAAGCCAGACGUUCAAACUCCCCCACCCCCACCCCAUUCCUCAUGUGGAAAGUUUUCAUCAUCUCUGGGUUGCUUCCCCCCCCCCCCGAGAGGCUGGCGAGAAAAUUCAUUUUUAACUGCGGCUAGCGUUAGAAUACCCAGCCACGAGGAUGCUGUAAGUUGCUUUUUUAGCGCAGCAUUUCAGUAAAGCAAGCAGGGCAAAACGAAGAGAAUUCAACUUGGAAGUAAAUUGCAGAGAAACCCCCCCCCCCCCACGACAUUCAGAAGAUGGCAUUUUCAUAUGACAGGCGGGGCAGCAUGCAAAAAAUCUAUUUUUUUAAGUGUACAUUUUGCAAUAAACGUUAGCUUGAUAAAAUGUGCAGGUUUAAAAGACUCGAGGGCUAUUUGAUACGUAGUUAGGUAUGUUCCAGCAGUUCUCAAAUCCUUAAAUUGCUAAUAACUCUGUCGGAAGCUUCUUAGGUUUUUGGCUCCGUAAAUAUGUUUACAAGGCAAGGCAAGCAUAUUUUUAAGUGUUUCAGGAGUAUCCCCCGUAUCCAGAAGGAGCCCAGUAUUAAUGGGGGGGGGGGGAACAGAAACAAAACAGAUUUUUUUUCACUGCUAGGUUUUUAGGACGUUUAAAGGUGAAUACCGUAUAAGAAAAACCGGACAGUGUUUAAGUGAAGAUAAUUUAUUUCGAUAUACCCUUUGCAAAGCCUUACUUUUCAACGCUUGUUUAAACUUUGGAGGGGGGGUGGAAAAAUACAGACUCUUUUGUGGUUCAAUUUUGCUCAGAACUCGGCUUUUUGUUUUUAUUGUUUUAAAAAAGGAAAAAUAAAAACCUCUCGAUCAGUGUU